UCGUGAACAUUGCCAAUUUAGACGAUAUUUCCAUUAAUGACCUAUGCACAAAACGUGAUAGGCUCAAUGUGGCUUUUAAAGAAUACGAAGCCCUAUGUAAAGAUAUUCUCGGUCUUGACUCCGCCGACGAGGAGGAUGUGGAGUCGGUGGAGGACAAUUAUUUUAAAACUUUAUCAGCCUUUGACAAACGCAUCAAGCCUCUUGAUUCAAACCCUUCAGGCUCUUCCACUCAUGAAAAAACACAUAAAACUAAAUUACCACCUAUAUCCAUAAAACCCUUUGAGGGCACAUACACAGAAUAUGUUCCAUUUAUCAAUUUAUUUAAUUCAUUAAUUCAUAAUGACAAAAGCCUAGACAAUAUACAAAAAUUCUAUUAUUUAAGAACAUUGUUAAAGGGUGAGCCAUUCGAUUUAGUCAAAAACUUGCCGGUCGAAGCUGUCAGUUAUGAUGCAGCUUUAAAUUUACUAAAAAAUAGAUAUGAAAAUAAAUAUAGAAUAAUCUCUGAGCACAUUUGCAAGCUAUUAGACUUAAAACAAAUAGUAAAAUCAACAGCAGUCUCACUCAGAGAAUUUAUUUCAACAGUUAGGCAGCAAAUAGCCGCCAUCAAAUAUCAAGAACCUAAUGUUAUAUACUGGGAUGCUAUAUUGUUGUGUAUUCUCUCUCGCAAACUAGACAGUUACACUGCGAAGGCCUACCAACUUGACCGGGAUAUGAAUGCUAAGCCGCAAUUGGAGGAUUUUCUCAAUUACAUUGAGAACCGAGCCAAUGCACUGGAGAAUGUCGAGCAGGGACAUCAACCCCAUCCUGGUAAUAGUAGCAGUAAGGUAGCAGCAGUCGCCACUACAGGAGCAACAUGCACUUACUACGCUAUUGCCCAACGAGCAGUGCAUGACCAUCAGCCUGCCCAGCCACAGCAACCAGUCAUCAGCUGUGCCCCGGAGUGCUGCUCAUCCACCACAACAGCCUAGUAGCACACAGCUACACGUCUUCAACACAUACUUCGGGCACAUUGUAGGAGGGAAUCUGCCACCUAAGUGUUUCAGAAGGAGACUCGGCAGAUUUAAUCGGCUUUGCUGACGCUUCGAGUAAGACAGCCUACGGAUGCUGUGUGUACCUGCGAGUCACAGACCAAACAGGUACAACGAAAUUGCAUCUACUUUGUUCGAAGUCGCGAAUCAAUCCUAUCCAAAAGAAAGGCAUGACUGUGCCAAGGCUUGAAUUGAAUGCUGCACUCUUGCUAUCAAAAUUGGUUUUGAGGACUCAUGAUACACUCAGAGUCAAAAUUAACAUCAGGCAUGUUUGUUUAUUCAGCGACUCGCAAAUCGUUCUUGCAUGGCUAAACACUGAGCUAACAAAACUUCAAGCUUACGUAUCGAACAGAGUAAGUGUAAUUCGUCAAAACACAUCUGGAUACAGUUGGCAUUAUGUCAAUACGCAUGACAAUCCUGCUGAUCUCAUUAGCCGAGGCGUCAACCCGAAUGAGCUGAGUAGCUGCGAUAUUUGGUGGAAUGGCCCUAAGUUCCUGCAAAACAGUGAGUACAAGUUUGCUGCUUAUAGCUCACCAGCUGAGUCACUCACAGAGGAGCGCUGCUUAGCUCCUUCCAGCAACUUGGUGUGCCAAAAUCCCAAUCCGCUUGACUAUGUGUUCAAGCGCUUGCAUAAUUACUCUAAUAUAAAUAAAAUAGUAAGGCUAUUAGCAUACAUAUUGCGAUUUUUAAACAAUAUUAACAAAAAUAAUUCUAAAAUAAAUACAAACUAUCUGCAAAGUUCUGAGUUAGAUAAUGCAUUAAUGUUACUUAUUAAAUAUGAACAAAGUAUAUAUUUUAAAUCUGAAAUCAAAGCAAUAAGCAAUAAUAAGAGCUUGAAGGGGAAUCUAGUUGAGUUGCAUCCCUUUCUUGACAAUAGGGGUCUAUUGCGCGUUGGUGGCAGGCUGCAUUAUGCUAAUAUAGCUUAUUCACAAAAACAUCCUGUCAUACUACCUAAGGGCUCUUCAAUUACUAGCUUGCUUAUAAGGUGUGAACAUGAAAGGCUACUGCACGCAGGGCCUAAGCUUUUACUCUCGCAUCUCAAUCAAAGGUUUUGGAUUGUUAAUGGCUUAUUAGAAGUUAAGAAAGUAACUCACAAAUGUAUUGUAUGUUUCAGACAAAAGGCCUUAGCAGCCAAGCAACUGAUGGGCUCCUUGCCGGCUGCACGUGUAACAGCCACCAGCAGGCCAUUUGAGAAAGUCGGCGUGGAUUUCGCUGGGCCAAUUGAUGUGAAACUCUCUCGCGUAAGACGAUCUUUAAUAGGUAAAGGGUAUAUCUGUGUAUUCGUAUGUUUCGCGACAAAAGCAGUUCACUUAGAACUUGCAUCAGAUUUGACCACGGAAACCUUUCUUGCGUGCUUAAGGAGAUUUAUCUCCAGACGAGGUUUGCCCACCGAAAUUCACUGCGACAAUGCAAGUACUUUUAAAAGUGCAAGGAGUCAAUUAGUUGAGCUCUACAAGCUGCAAGCUUCGCAGAGCCACCAAAUGCAGGUUCAAAGAUUUACCGCCGAGCGUGGGAUACAAUUUCACUUUAUACCAUGUUACUCACCUACAUUUGGCGGGCUCUGGGAAGCGGCAGUUAAGAGCACGAAGUUUCACUUAAAAAGAAUAUUACAAAAAACCGUUCUAACUUAUGAACAGCUUAAUACUGUAUUAACUGAAAUCGAAGCAGUGCUUAAUUCUAGGCCACUCUUACCUUUAUCUUCAAACUCUGAUGAUUAUUGUUAUUUAACACCUGGUCACUUUAUUAUAGGUAGUGCUUUGUCAAUGUAUCCUGAAAUAAAUGUAUGCAACGUUCCACAAAAUAGACUUAAGUUUUGGCAACUAUGUAAUUCUUUAAAACAAUCCUUUUGGAAAGUGUGGCACCAAUGUUAUUUAAAUUUAUUACAAAACAGGCCUAAGUGGCGUGAUACAGUUUGUAAUGUUAAGUUAGGCAACUUAGUUAUUUUAAAAGAGGACAAUAUUCCUCCUAUGUCAUGGCCAAUGGCACGAAUUGUUAAAUUAUUUCCAGGACAUGAUGGAAAAAUUAGGGCAGUUGAUGUUAGGACACCAAAUGGGAAAACCCAUACCCGUGCCAUCAAUAAAAUUUGUUUACUGCCAAUAGAAUAUGAUGAUAGUACUUAAGAAAUUGUAUUAAUGUUUAAUAAUAAGUCAUAUUUGUAAAACCAUAUAAGUUAUAGUUUUUUACUCUUAUGUAGUGUAAAACAUAAUUGUAAGUUAUUGUAUAAGUAAUAAAUAGAUAAAUACAUAGCAUAAAUAAUAAUGUAACCUUCACUCUAGUUUCUUUUGAUUUAUUUCAAAUAAUUGUUAUUUGUGUUUUCUGUGAGGCCGCAGCAUGUUGGAUUUUAUAAAUUGCAACAUUAACUUAAUUUUUAUUAUAUUUUUGUACUGUGGCAAUUUUUCUCUCUCUUGCUCUGCGACACGGACCGAAUAGACGUAUGUAAUUAUU
This is a messenger RNA of Helicoverpa zea (corn earworm), 3473 nucleotides long. RefSeq lists its product as uncharacterized. Gene Ontology annotation, molecular function: nucleic acid binding. The transcript has 3 exons. The record is from RefSeq and is a predicted model, not a curated record. NCBI's taxonomy places the organism in Eukaryota, Metazoa, Arthropoda, Insecta, Lepidoptera, Noctuidae. Gene Ontology annotation, biological process: DNA integration. Bases 1199 to 3148 code for a protein of 649 amino acids.